AGGGCGUAUUGUCUAAUAGGAAAAUCAUGCAGCAUGGAAGAUAAGUGUACACAGGAUUUAUAGUGUGAUGAGUCAUACGGACAUUCAGAUGUGUUUUCCUUGAAGCAUUGAUGUCGUGAUAACACAAGGAGUAAUCGGCAUGGAAGGAACCACGAGACGGAUUGUGCGCAUUGGCAUUGAUGGGUUGUGCCUUCUUACAAUCUGUGUGCCAACGAUAGUGUUCAAAUACGGUAGUAUCCAACCUUACCGACGGGGCUUCUACUGUAAUGAUGAAAGCCUAAACAAGCCAUACAAGGCAUCCACUGUUGGCUGGAAUGAUACUCUAAUCACAUGUGUUGUAUUGGUCACGCUCAUGAUUCUUCUUGUCGAGCUUCUCCAAUACUUCACGGCAAAAAACAGAGAUCUUCUCCCCGGUUACCCAAUCGGCUCAGUUUUCUUCAACGACUUCUUCGUGAAAGUCUACAAAUACAUAGGCAUCUAUUUCUUCGGGUUAGCCUUCUGUAUGUCCUUCACAGAUAUCGGAAAGUUUACCAUAGGGCGCCUGAGGCCACAUUUCCUGACGGUAUGUUUGCCUAAUCAAACUGGUUGGGACACUGUGCUGAACUGUACGGGCCCGAUUCCCGGGACUUGGCGGUACAUUGAAGACGAUGUCUGUACCGGGGACCCAGCGACUGUUUGGGAAGCAAGACAAUCGUUCCCAUCAGGCCACAGCGCCAUCACUUGGUUUGCUAUGCUGUAUUGUGCGAUCUACCUGCAGGUCCGGAUGACGUGGAAAUUUAGCGUCCUCCUGCGUCACCUUCUGCAGGCCUGUCUCCUCUGGAUGGCUUUCUUUACCUCCCUAUCAAGGGUGUCGGACUAUAAACACCACCCUACCGACGUCCUUGCUGGGGCUGCGCUUGGCAUCCUCGGAACCAUAUUCACGAUUCACUGGGUCCCGGAUUUAUUCGGUCUACCGGUGCGCCAAGAUGAUGAGUACGUUACGACUAACAAAAACGGAAACCGAAAGAUUUCUGCCAUCGUUCACGUUCCUGCCAAGAAGCUCAGCCGGGUGAGUCGGGAUGGCUUUAGUAUGCAUGUGGGAGAGGCUGAGCCGAAAACAGAACUGGAUGACGUCUAGUAGGCCCUGCUCCAAGAUUCAGCGCGCUGAAUUCAAGAUUUCGCUUUGUGUACCAUUUGCCGAACCAAAUAAUGCAAACCAAUUCCGCACUCUAUAUUUCUUGGCCCAAUAUUGUCCAGGUACUUCAGCUGUCUUCCUAUCAUAUAAAAUUCGCGUCGGAGAGUUGAUAUCGUGAUUAUAAGGACUCCUAAAUUGCGGUGAUUAUGAUGGUUGUAACAGCACCGAAAGCUGCACACUGACACCGCAUGCAACAUAUCCAUAAUCUGCACUUUUGUGUGCAAUCGUGAUGAAGAAGGGGAGGGGCUAACUCUAAAUUAUGUAAUUGAGACAUUUAAGUCCUUUUAAGAAUGUACAAAUGUCAACUAUAAGAUGUACGUACCAUAUUAAAUGCAAAGAGACAUUUAUAAGUACAUGUACUAUCAGUAUCACGCAAUAUGCAAUAAUCAAUAUCAUAGUAACCAA
Messenger RNA from Lineus longissimus, 1579 nucleotides. Its product is annotated as phospholipid phosphatase 3-like. The transcript is spliced from 6 exons. Bases 140 to 1117 code for a protein of 325 amino acids. Gene Ontology annotation, biological process: phospholipid metabolic process; phospholipid dephosphorylation; signal transduction. Gene Ontology annotation, molecular function: phosphatidate phosphatase activity. Gene Ontology annotation, cellular component: plasma membrane. Lineage: Eukaryota; Metazoa; Nemertea; Pilidiophora; Heteronemertea; Lineidae. The record is from RefSeq and is a predicted model, not a curated record.